GAUCGUUUAUUAAAGAAAGUCAAAACAAUUUCAGGAGGCGAACCUUGGGACAUUGCAGUGACAAAGAAUGGAGAAUUAGUUUACACAGACGAUGAUGCAGGAACUGUAAAUUUGGUAAAAGAUAAAGAAGCUAAGGAAUUGAUAAAGUUGAAAAGGUGGAAACCCUACAAUGUUUACUGUACAAUGAAUGGAGACUUAUUAGUCAUCAUUCUCAGUAACGACUGGAAAAGAACGAAAAUUAUCCGUUACUUUGGGACAACCGAAAAACAGACGAUUGAGUUAGAUGAUUCACGAAAGCAUCUUUUCAAGCCAGGAAAAUUUUAUAGGUAUAUAACAGAGAACAGAAACAGAGAUAUCUGUGUAGCCGAUUGUGGUGCUGGCUCAGUGGUGGUUGUCAACCAUGCCGGUAAAUUCCGGUUUAGGUACUCCGGCCAUUCACCAAGUACCAAGAAAGAAGCAUUUGCACCACGAGGCAUAACCACGGAUAGCCUGAGGCAGAUCUUGACGGCUGAUUGCAAUAAUAACUGCGUGCAUAUCCUUGAUCAGGGCGGACAAUUUUUACGUUAUCUUGAUAGCCUAGAUCUGGAAAGCCCACAUGGAUUGUGUACAGACAGCAAAGAUAACCUGUAUGUAGCCGAGUGGGACAGUGCAAAAAUCAAGAAGAUAAAAUACAAAUAG
Messenger RNA from Saccostrea cuccullata (small rock oyster), 678 nucleotides. RefSeq lists its product as uncharacterized. Lineage: Eukaryota; Metazoa; Mollusca; Bivalvia; Ostreida; Ostreidae. The record is from RefSeq and is a predicted model, not a curated record. Gene Ontology annotation, biological process: protein polyubiquitination; negative regulation of translation; proteasome-mediated ubiquitin-dependent protein catabolic process. The transcript has a single exon. The annotation marks the transcript as partial. Gene Ontology annotation, molecular function: ubiquitin protein ligase activity; protein binding; translation repressor activity.